Molecule: messenger RNA, 1650 nt
Organism: Tricharina praecox
Lineage: Eukaryota; Fungi; Ascomycota; Pezizomycetes; Pezizales; Pyronemataceae
Product: isoprenoid synthase domain-containing protein
Exons: 4
Coding region: 119-1552 (477 amino acids)
Biological process (GO): ergosterol biosynthetic process; farnesyl diphosphate metabolic process
Cellular component (GO): endoplasmic reticulum membrane
Molecular function (GO): squalene synthase [NAD(P)H] activity
Source: RefSeq, a predicted model, not a curated record
GCUACAUACGCUUCUUCAACUUUCCGUCCUCACAUCCUCGACAACCUCUUCUUAUACGCACCCAACCCUCUCCUUCUCCCGAGAUCUCCAACCACCAACAACAUCCUCCUCCGCAAUCAUGAAGGCCACCGAUCUCGUCUACUACACCUUCCACCCGAGUCAAUUGAGGUCGAUCAUACAAUGGAAAGUAUGGCACAACCCACUUCACGAGCGGAAUCCGGCGAACGAGACCCCCGAGCUGCGUCGCUGCUUCGAUUUCCUGGACAUGACGUCCCGGUCGUUCAGCGCGGUGAUCCAAGAGUUGUGUCCGGAGCUGUGCGUGUCAGUGUCGCUGUUCUACCUGAUCCUGCGGGGGCUCGACACCAUCGAGGACGACAUGACGAUUCCGUUCGCGGUCAAGGAGCCGCUGCUACGCGACUUCGAUAAGGUGCUUGACCAGGAGGGCUGGACCUUCAAUGGCAACGGCCCCAACGAGAAGGAUCGCCCCCUCCUCGUAGAGUUCAAUGUCGUCAUCGCCGAGUUCGCAAAGAUCCCAGACGUCCACAAGGACAUCAUCAGGGAUAUCACGAAGAAGAUGGGCAAUGGAAUGGCAGACUAUGCCGGCGACGAGGAGCACAAUGUCAACGGCGUCAAGACGAUUGCCGAUUACGACCUGUACUGCCACUACGUCGCGGGACUCGUGGGCGAGGGUUUGACGCGGCUGUUCGUGUCGUCGGACAAGGCGAACCCGGUGCUGCUGGAGAAGGGCGACCUCUCCAACUCAAUGGGCCUGUUCCUGCAGAAGACCAACAUCAUCCGCGACUACCGCGAGGAUCUCAACGACGGGCGCGCGUUCUGGCCCAAGGAGAUCUGGUCGAAGCAUCUGGACAAGUUCUCGGACUUUGCGAAGGUCGAGAACGAGGAGGCGGCGCUCAACUGCAUCAGCGAGAUGGUCCUCGACGCCCUAAGACACGCCGACGACUGUCUCUUCUACCUUGCCGGUAUCAAGGAGCGAAGCGUAUUCAACUUUGCGGCUAUCCCGCAGGUCAUGGCCAUCGCGACGCUGGCGCUCGUCUUCCGCAACAAGAACGUCUUCCAGAAGAACGUCAAGAUCACGAAGGGAGAGGCGUGCCAGCUUAUGCUCGAGGUCGGCAAUCUUAGAAGUGUGUGCGCCAUUUUCAGGAAGUACCUGCGGGUAAUCAAAGAGAAGAAUACCCCCAAGGAUCCCAACUUCCUCAAGAUCAGCGUCGCUUGCGCAAAGGUGGAACAAUGGAUCGAGCAUGUCUUCCCGCAGAAGGUGGCCGAGCCCCCGCAGCCGGGAGAGUCACCGGAAGAGCAGGCAUUAGCGCGGAAGGAGAUCAUGUUGCUCACGGCCGCGGUCGUCACAACACUGUUCUGCAUCUCGGGCCUGAUGUUCUUGGCGGCAUGGCUGAUGGGCGCACGAUUCGACGUCGCGUGGGGAGAGCUCCUAAAGUCCCUCUUUGGCGCUGCAGGCGCAGCUGGUGCGCCAGGUGGCUCGGUACAGGAGCCGGCUGCGGGAUUGAUUACCCCGGUUCCCCAUGGGGAAUUGUAAUCUUCCGUAGUAGGAGCAAUAGAUGGAAAUGGAAAUGGAAAUGGAUUAUGUAUGCUUGCAUGACUAAAAAAAACCCCAGGGGUUUGGGGAGGAGGGGG